AUGUCGAAACGCGACAUCAUCCUCACCAAUGUCACCGUUGUCCAGCUGCUGCGACAGCCGUGCCAGGUGCCCAGACCACCACCACCCGCAUGUGAGCCAGAACCAGAGCCUGAACCUGAGCCUAAACCACUGCCUACAGUGAAGGAAGAGGGAAAGCCACCUCCCCCGCCUCCUCCACCUCCGCCUCCACCGCCACGACCCCCCAAGAACCCUCCACCUCAGGAGUUGAAAGUAGCCAUCAAUGGAUUUGGCCGCAUUGGUCGCCUGGUGUUGCGAGCUUGCGUGGAAAAGGGAGUUAAGGUGGUGGCAGUGAACGACCCAUUCAUUGACCCAGAAUACAUGGUGUACAUGUUUAAGUAUGACUCCACUCACGGCAGAUACAAGGGGAAUGUGGAAUGCAAGAAUGGAAAGCUGUUUGUGAACAACCAGGAGAUCGCUGUCUUCCAGUGCAAGGAACCCAAAGAAAUCCCCUGGAAUUCUGUCGGGAGCCCCUACGUGGUGGAAUCCACAGGCGUGUACCUGUCCUUAGAUGCAGCUUCAGCACACAUCACAUCAGGGGCCCAACGUGUCGUCAUCACCGCACCCUCACCGGAUGCACCAAUAUUCGUCAUGGGUGUGAAUGAGAAGAACUAUGCCCCUGGCUCCAUGAACAUUGUCAGCAAUGCAUCCUGCACCACCAACUGCCUGGCCCCCCUUGCCAAGGUCAUCCAUGAACGAUUUGGAAUCUUGGAAGGACUGAUGACCACAGUCCACUCCUACACGGCCACCCAAAAGACAGUGGAUGGACCAUCAAAGAAGGCCUGGCGAGAUGGACGGGGUGCCCACCAGAACAUCAUCCCAGCCUCCACUGGGGCUGCCAGUGCUGUGGGCAAAGUCAUCCCAGAGCUCAAAGGGAAGCUAACAGGAAUGGCGUUCAGAGUGCCAACCCCAAACGUAUCUGUUGUGGACCUGACUUGCCGCCUGGCCAAGGGUGCCCCCUACUCAGCCAUCAAGGAAGCCGUAAAAGCAGCAGCCAAUGGGCCCUUGGCUGGCAUCCUUGCCUACACGGAGGAUCAGGUCGUCUCUACGGAUUUCAUCGGAGACUCCCACUCGUCCAUCUUCGACGCCAACGCUGGCAUAUCCCUCAAUGACAACUUCGUGAAGCUCAUUGCCUGGUAUGACAACGAAUAUGGCUACAGUCAUCGGGUGGUGGACCUGAUCCGCUACAUGUUCAGCCGAGAGCAAUGAAAGGAAGG
Molecule: messenger RNA, 1235 nt
Organism: Marmota flaviventris (yellow-bellied marmot)
Lineage: Eukaryota; Metazoa; Chordata; Mammalia; Rodentia; Sciuridae
Gene: Gapdhs
Product: glyceraldehyde-3-phosphate dehydrogenase, spermatogenic
Biological process (GO): glucose metabolic process; glycolytic process
Cellular component (GO): cytosol
Molecular function (GO): NAD binding; glyceraldehyde-3-phosphate dehydrogenase (NAD+) (phosphorylating) activity; NADP binding
Source: RefSeq, a predicted model, not a curated record